This is a messenger RNA of Carica papaya (papaya), 1323 nucleotides long. RefSeq names its product phosphopantothenoylcysteine decarboxylase HAL3a-like. Gene Ontology annotation, cellular component: phosphopantothenoylcysteine decarboxylase complex. Gene Ontology annotation, biological process: coenzyme A biosynthetic process. Gene Ontology annotation, molecular function: FMN binding; phosphopantothenoylcysteine decarboxylase activity. The record is from RefSeq and is a predicted model, not a curated record. Lineage: Eukaryota; Viridiplantae; Streptophyta; Magnoliopsida; Brassicales; Caricaceae.
CGUAUUAAAAAAAAGAAAUUCAGAACUUGAGAAGGAGAGAGAGCUUUGUUUUAUGGAAUCGAGUCGAUCAAAUUUUCUAGCAACACGCUAAAGUAGGAAACAAUGUUCCAAAAUUACAAAUUCUAAUCAAAACUCCUAAGAAUAUCCUUUGUAGGGUUCGGGAUUCAUUCUCUCACUGCUCUUUAUAGUUGAUUUCAGUAACAUGUGGUAUCAAUCGCAUGCUACAGUGUUAUUACCUUUCUCCCAAAGACCAUACUUCAAAUCAAAUAAAUUUCUUUUUCUUUUUCUUGUCAGCGCAAGAAAUACCUGUUUGAAACCCUAGGUAGACUAGAAAGAGAGGGGAGGAAGAAGAAAGGAUGUAAAGUUGGGGAAGAAAUAGACGCGUCUCCUAUUUGAGUUCACAGGGAACAGUGUUAUGGCACAUGAAGAGCUUACGACCACAGACAGGGAAGAAAAACAAGUGAAUUCUGAAGGAAGAAAACCUCGGGUUUUACUUGCUGCAAGCGGAAGUGUAGCGGCAAUAAAGUUUGGAAAUCUGUGCCAUUGUUUCUCCGAAUGGGCAGAAGUACGAGCCGUGGCGACCAGAUCUUCUUUGCAUUUUAUUGAUAGAGGAUCAAUUCCCAGUGAUGUCAUUUUCUAUACUGACAAUGAAGAGUGGUCUAGUUGGAAAAAAUUAGGUGAUGAUGUACUUCACAUUGAUCUCCGGCGAUGGGCUGAUGUUAUGGUCAUAGCCCCUUUGUCAGCAAAUACACUUGCCAAGAUUGCUGGAGGGUUGUCUGACAAUCUGCUGACAUGCAUUGUCCGAGCAUGGGAUAACAGCAAGCCACUCUUUGUUGCACCAGCUAUGAACACCUUCAUGUGGAACAAUCCUUUCACAGAGCGACACCUUUUGUCAAUCGAUGAGCUUGGGAUUUCUCUCAUACCACCUGUUACAAAGAAACUGGCCUGUGGAGAUUAUGGGAAUGGUGCAAUGGCUGAGCCUUCUCUUAUCAACACCUCAGUAAGACUGCUCUUGGAGUCACAGGCUUCACCUAAAUGAUGGAACUGUUGUGUGAUUCGGUAUGUAUAGAAUGAUAAUUUGUGUUUGCGGCCUGUUGCUUGAUUUUGUAUAGGCCGUUUGAUUUUCUCUUUUCUAGGUUGGAGGCUAUAUAGUUAAGCCGCUUUAUGUGUGCGAGAGGCACCUCACCUGCCAGAAGCAGUGAGCAAGAAUUUAAUUUGUUUUGCAGGAUGUAAUUUAUAGCAGUUCUGUUUGUGUGUAUCUAAUAUGUUGUGCAAUCCUCUGCUGAAUUAAUAGUUUGAUAUGCUCCAUUAGUAUUCACUGGA